CACCGCAAAAAUAUAUUUUGUUUGUUUACAUUUUCAGAUUUAGAUCAAAACAAAUCAACUUCAAUAGAAACAACUUCUUAAACGGAUAACAACCAUGGGCAUUGAAAGUGAUGAUGGCUCUGAUUCAGGGGCUGGUAAUAAUAUUAAGGUAUUGGUGAGAGUGAGGCCACUUUUACGAAGAGAAUUGGAAGCCAAUCAAGAUCAAGCUGUGAUUGAUAGUUUAAUUACUAUGCCACCAGAAGAAUCAAAACGAGUUAUACUACGGAUUCCAGAAGAUUCCACUUAUCAUUCACAAAAGAAUAAGACUCUCAAUCGAUCAAAUUCCCCAGGAGAAGAAUAUAAACUGUAUUAUUUUGAUGAAACCAUCUGGUCAUAUAAUAGACAUGAUGAUCAUUAUUGUGAUAAUAAACAAUUCUAUCAAAAGACUGGUCCUCAAUUGGUUGAUCAUGUAUUUCAAGGAUAUAAUGUUUGUUUGUUAGCUUAUGGUCAAACUAGUUCAGGUAAGACUUAUACUAUGAUGGGAGAACCUGAACUUGAAGAAUUAGGAUUGGUGCCUAGAAUAGUUAGAGAUAUUAUGCGUCAACGUGAAGUAUUGGUAUCGGAAAAGAUUAAUUGUGAAGUUAAAAUGUCAUAUGUGGAAAUAUAUAAUGAACAAGUGAAGGAUUUACUUGAUGUGGAUAAUAUUGGAAAGAGCAACAGUAAUAAACCGAAAUUAAGAGUUAGAGAACAUCCUGUUCUGGGUCCUUAUAUUGAAAAUGUAGUGGAAUCUACUUUACAUAAUUAUGAUGAUUUUACAAGACAUUUAGAGAAUGGUAAUCUUGCUAGAUCUACAGCUGCUACUUCUAUGAAUGAUAAGAGUUCGAGAUCGCAUGCUAUUAUUACUAUAACUUUAAAACAAACUAAAUUUGGAUCAUCUGAAGAUUCUGAAUCUGAGAUUGGAGAAGCUGAAGAAGAAAUGAUUUCCAAUAUUAAACUUGUUGAUCUUGCGGGAUCAGAAAGAUUAUCCAAGACUAAAGUUUUCGGACAACAAGAUAGAAUAAAAGAAGGGUCCCAAAUCAAUAAAUCCUUAACUGUAUUAGGUCGUUGUAUUAACAUCCUUUCAUCAGAGACCAAUCAUGGAGUUGUUCCUUAUAGAGAUUCAGUAUUGACAUAUAUAUUAAAGGAGAAUCUUGCGGGUAAUUCCAAAAGUUAUAUGAUCUUCUGUGUUUCACCAAUUGAUUUUGAAGAAACUUAUCAAACCCUAAACUAUGCCAAUCAAGUUAAAUCAAUCAAGACAGCUGCCAGAGCUAAUAAGAUUAAAUUAGCUAGUAUACCAAUUGAUUGGGAAGAGAUGAAGAAAUUAGAUCAAGAUGCGAUUGAUUUAUUAAAACUCGAAGUUGAAUCAUUGACGGCUCGAUUACAACAGUUUGAGUUUGAGUCAGAAACGUCUAAUUCAUUACAAAAAGAAAUGGGUAAGUAUUCGAAUACAAUCAAUUUCUUAGAGAGAGAACUUAAUCAACUUCGAUUUGAAAAUAAAUAUUUGAAAUUGCAAUCCCAUAAGCAAACCCAACAAAUCAAUGAGAUUAAUAAAUAUGCUGAAUUCGUUACUACUGAAUAUGAUUCGUUACAUGGCAAAUAUCAAUCAUUGCAACAAUAUCAAUUUGAACAUGAUAUGAAGAGAUUACAGGACCAUUCCCAUACUGGAUUACAACAACUUGAAUCGAUGCUUGAUAUAUAUGAUCCUAAGAAUACGUUCUAACCUUUAAAUAAACAACCGCCUCAUACUAUCCUUCUUCUUCUUCUUCUUCUUGUAGAUAAGAUUAUUUGAUCUAGCUGGCAAAAAGCUUAACAUUUGAAAUCCCGCACUGUGGAAAAGUACAGAAACGAAAAAUAAAUUAAACAGC
This is a messenger RNA of Scheffersomyces coipomensis, 1883 nucleotides long. RefSeq lists its product as uncharacterized. Gene Ontology annotation, biological process: microtubule-based movement; cytoskeleton-dependent intracellular transport. The transcript has a single exon. Lineage: Eukaryota; Fungi; Ascomycota; Pichiomycetes; Serinales; Debaryomycetaceae. Gene Ontology annotation, cellular component: microtubule; kinesin complex. The record is from RefSeq and is a predicted model, not a curated record. Gene Ontology annotation, molecular function: ATP binding; microtubule motor activity; microtubule binding. Bases 95 to 1738 code for a protein of 547 amino acids.